Messenger RNA from Pongo pygmaeus (Bornean orangutan), 5935 nucleotides. It is a transcript of the gene DRC4, whose product is annotated as dynein regulatory complex subunit 4. Gene Ontology annotation, molecular function: small GTPase binding; microtubule binding. The transcript is spliced from 10 exons. Lineage: Eukaryota; Metazoa; Chordata; Mammalia; Primates; Hominidae. Bases 2832 to 4019 code for a protein of 395 amino acids. The record is from RefSeq and is a predicted model, not a curated record. Gene Ontology annotation, cellular component: motile cilium; microtubule; Golgi apparatus. Gene Ontology annotation, biological process: flagellated sperm motility.
AAAGGGAAGAAAGGCAAAGCCAAAGGCACCCCGAUUGUCGAUGGGCUCGCUCCAGAGGACAUGAGCAAGGAGCAGGCUCCUGGAGACGGCAGCAUGUGGCAAGCACGGUGCACCCUCUGGCUUCUGCCCUGAUGGACGACUGCCUGUGAGCACCUGACAUGGGACAUGAGGGCUGUGUCAACUCUGUGUUACUGUUAAUAAAUCUUACCUUCUUUUGAUAGUUGUAAGAUAAAAAAUCGAUACGAAGGAGACUGAAAGAGCCACAUGACCUGAAGUUGGAGCUAGGCAGAGGUCCUUGAAUAAUGGUAAAGAAUGGCUUUAUUUUACAUGCAGGGAAUCCAUUCGCAGUUUAAGCCAGUGGCUAAGCAGAGAGGUGAUGGGGUCAGUUUAAGCCAGUGGCUAAGCAGAGAGGUGAUGGGGUCAGUUUUGUGUUCCGGAAAGAUGUCUGGAGCUGCUGGGUGGACAAUGGAUUGAACAUUGCUUUGCCCCAGCAUGUGAGCUGUUGCCCGUCUCCCUGUUCGCUUCCCAUUCCUGUGGAGACAGGCCUUGUGGGGCAGCGGCCAUGCAGUCUACGGGGCAGGCCCUUGCACUGCACAUCGCACAUUGAGCCACAGACUCAGAAGGCUUCUUCAGGGUCCAGGCAGGUGGGGAGGGACGGGGGUGACCUGGAGACUCCUGCCCUGCAGCAGAGGACAGUUUCAUCGUUUCACUGGGGAGUGCCCUGUGGGCCUAGGACUUCAGUGCUGUUUUUUUCUGAUUUUCCAAGAGAAGCUGGAAAUCUGGAUGUUUAUAAGAAAUCUGAAUAUUGAGUGAUGGCAAAAUCUCAACACCAUGUGAGCCAAACAGACCAGUCAGGAUCCCUGGUUCAGGCUCUGCCCAGGAGCCACUAAAGGUCUGUGACAUGAAGACAUUUGUCGUUGUGCUGAGGCACUGGUUGGAUUCGGGGGUGCUGUGUCUCCCUCAUGUCCGCCCGGCAUCCUCAGCUCAGAACCCCUCCUGCUGCUCCUUCUUGAUUGGUCGUUGUCUUGUCUUCUUUUGAGGUGAGAAAUGUGUUUUCCCUGUGGGGAAUGUGGUGUUGAGAAAUAAAAAGGCCUACAGUAAGUGGCCUGGGGCUGUGCCCGAAAAGUAACUGAUUCUGAUGGAGUCUGGCUCUGUUGCCCAGGCUGGAGUGCGGUGGCGCGAUCUCGGCUCACUGCAAGCUCCGCCUCCCAGGUUCACGCCAUGCUGCUGCCUCAGCCUGCCCGGUAGCUGGGAUUACAGGUGCCCGCCACCACGCCCGGCUAAUUUUUUUCUAUUUUUAGUAGAGAUGGGGGUUUCACCGUGUUAGCCAGGAUGGUCUCGAUCCCCUGACCUCACGAUCUGCCUGUCUCGGCCUCCCAAAGUGCUGGGAUUACAGGUGUGAGCCACCGCGCCCGGCAGUAACUGAUUCUUAAGGGAAAUGAGCUCCCGAGAAAGCUGGAAGCCUGUCCUACAUUUUUUUUUAACCUAUUUGCAGAUUUGCAGUUGAACCCUCUUGAGGUUUAGGAGUCUACUGGUUUUGUAUAUUUUUUGCUUAACAUUAUAUCUUUAAAAGUGAAUUUUGUUUUCAUUUAGCAUUAUUAUAUGAAUUUGUUUAAAUGCUGCUACAUCAUUUGCAUAUUUUUUUUGGGGUUAAUGUGAUAUUUCUCCUAGUUGAUAUACUCUAAUUUUUCAACCAUUUCCAUAUUUAUUUAUUUAUUGUUUAGAGACAGGGUCCCGCUCUGUCACCCAGGUGGAGUGCAGUGGUGUGAUCACGGCUCACUGCAGCCUCGACCUCCCAGGUCCAAGCAAUCCUCCUACCUCAGUCUUCUGAGUAGCUGGGACUAUAGGCAUGUGCCACCACUCCUGGCUAAUUUUUUUUUUUUUUUUUUUUGUAGAGACAGGGUUUUGCCAUGUUGCCUAGGCUGGUCAACUCUGGGGCUCAAAAGAUCCUCCCACUUUGGCCUCCCAAAGUGGUGGGAGCCACCAUGCCUGGCUGUUUGUGUAUUUUUUGAGACAGAAUCUCACUCUGUCACCCAGGCUGGAGUGUAGUGGCGUGAUCAUAACUAACCGCAGCCUCAACCUCCUGAGCUUGAGUGACCUUUCCACCUCAGCUCUCCCAGUAGCUGAGACUGUAGGCGCAUGCCAUCAUGCCUGGUUAAUGAAAAAAAUGUUUGCAGAGAUGGGUCUUGCUAUGAUGCCCAAGCUGGUCUUCAGCUCCUGGGCGCGAGGGAUCCUUCCACCUUGGCCUCCCAGAGUGCUGGGGUUAUAGGCGAGAGCCACCGCGUCUCGCUUAUUUCCCUGUUUAAACUGGUCUUAGAUUAUUUCCUUUUUGAUAUUUUUGCUGUUGUAAUAAUGGUGUGGGUAAUAUCUUUGAGCAAGAUGCUCUUAUAUUGCUUUUGAGAAAUUUUUUAGGCAUACAUUCUCAGUAAUGGAUGAAAGGAUAUAGUUAUUUUGUGAUUAUUGGCCAAAUUGAAGAGAAUUCUGCCAGUUGCUGAACGUAUUCUGUCUCUGGAGCUUCCUAGCCUUAUAUUUUAACUUUUUACAUUCAGCUGUUUAUUUUUAGGUGAAGUUGAGUCCUCCCUCUUUCUUCCUUGCCUUUCUCCGGCCACACGCCCCUUUGCUGUGCAUGGGCCCCUGCUCGGUGCCUCACCUGACCCACUGCACCUGGCCAGGUGGAGGAGCAUGUCAGCCGCAUCCGGGAGGAGCUGGACCGCGAGCGGGAGGAACGAAACUACUUCCAGCUGGAGCGGGACAAGAUCCACACCUUCUGGGAGAUCACACGGAGGCAGCUGGAGGAGAAGAAGGCUGAGCUGCGGAACAAAGACCGGGAGAUGGAAGAAGCCGAGGAGAGGCACCAGGUGGAGAUCAAGGUGUACAAGCAGAAAGUGAAGCACCUGCUAUAUGAGCACCAGAACAACCUGACAGAGAUGAAGGCUGAGGGCACCGUCGUCAUGAAGCUGGCACAGAAGGAGCACCGCACACAGGAGGGUGUGCUGCGCAAGGACAUGCGGGCACUGAAGGUGGAGCUCAAGGAGCAGGAGCUGGCCAAUGAGGUGGUGGUGAAGAACCUGCGGCUGAAACACACCGAGGAGAUCACCAGGAUGCGGAAUGAUUUUGAGAGGCAAGUUCGAGAAAUUGAGGCCAAGUAUGAUAAGAAGAUGAAGAUGCUGAGGGACGAGCUCGACCUGCGGAGAAAGACUGAGCUCCAUGAAGUGGAGGAGAGGAAGAAUGGCCAGAUCAACACGCUGAUGCAGCGCCACGAGGAGGCCUUCACUGACAUUAAGAACUACUACAACGACAUCACCCUCAACAACCUGGCCCUCAUCAACUCCCUCAAGGAGCAGAUGGAGGACAUGCGGAAGAAGGAGGACCACCUGGAGAGGGAGAUGGCAGAGGUGUCUGUGCAGAACAAGCGCCUGGCAGACCCUCUCCAGAAGGCUCGGGAGGAGAUGAGCGAGAUGCAGAAGCAGCUGGCAAACUACGAGAGGGACAAGCAGAUCCUGCUUUGCACAAAAGCCCGUUUGAAAGUCACGGAGAAGGAGCUGAAAGACCUGCAGUGGGAGCAUGAAGUGUUAGAGCAACAAUUCACCAAGGUGCAGCAGGAGCGGGAUGAGCUUUAUCGGAAGUUCACUGCAGCCAUCCAGGAGGUGCAGCAGAAGACAGGCUUCAAGAACCUGGUGCUAGAACGCAAGCUGCAGGCUCUGAGCGCUGCUGUGGAGAAGAAGGAGGUGCAGUUCAACGAGGUCCUGGCUGCCUCUAACCUGGACCCUGCAGCCCUGACGCUGGUGUCCCGCAAGCUUGAGGAUGUUCUGGAAUCGAAGAACAGCACCAUCAAGGACCUGCAGUAUGAGCUGGCCCGGGUCUGUAAGGCCCAUAACGACCUGCUGCGCACAUAUGAGGCAAAGCUGCUGGCCUUCGGGAUCCCUCUGGACAACGUGGGCUUCAAGCCCUUGGAAACAGCUGUGAUCGGACAGACGCUGGGCCAGGGUCCCGCGGGACUGGUGGGCACCCCGACGUAGCUGCCCCCCUGGGGGGCCACAGCCCAGAGAGCCAGCCUAGGAACACUCUCGGGAUGACACCCCUUUUCACACCAAGGACAGCACGUUUUUUAGAUUUUAUCAUCAGCAAAUGAAAGCUUUUCACAUGUUCUUGCCAGCCUCUUUCUGGCUCUGUGGAGGACCCUCACCCAUGGCGUCCCUGUCGCUCCCUUCCCUGGAGGAGAACCACCUGCAGGACCCUCACCCAUGGCGUCCCUGUCACUCCCUUCCCUGGAGGAGAACCACCUGCAGGACCCUCACCCAUGGCGUCCCUGUCGCUCCCUUCCCUGGAGGAGAACCACCUGCAGGACCCUCACCCAUGGCGUCCCUGUCGCUCCCUUCCGUGGAGGAGAACCACCUGCAGGACCCUCACCCAUGGCGCCCUGUCGCUCCCUUCCCUGGAGGAGAACCACCUGCAGGACCCUCACUCAUGGUGUCCCUGUUGCUCCCUUCCCUGGGUGCAGCACGUCCAGCCUGUGUCCAGGCCUACUCCCUGGCCUCACCUCCGACCACAGUCAGCAGCAUCUUCUCAGAGUGCCCCGCACUCACCUGGGGGCUGAGGCCGUGCCGCGCUGUGCUGCCUGUCUUCACGCCACUGUUGUCCCAUCGAAUGGAUAGCUUUGCAGGUGCUGGCACUGACUUUAUUGACACCUGAGUCACAGCUGCCCAGUGGGAUUCUCCAGGGGGCCAGGAGUUCCCUAGGAAGUGGUGAGCCAGUGCUCCCUGAUGAGCACGAAGCCCGCUCUGUUGAGGGCUGGGUGGGCGCAGCCAGCGUGUGGGAAAGGGCAGGCAGCCUCCCGCUGCCAGUCUUCGCUCUAGCUCCCUCGGUAGGUGGUGUAGGACCAGGGGCUCAGCAGCAGGGGCACGUGGAACUUCUGGGCCUUGCUGGUGAUGGUGAAAACAACCUGAGACGCAGAGGCCAGGAGAGAGUAUAAGGGGAUGGCAGCAAACCACCUAUCUGGCCCCAACACCGCUGGGAGAAUUCAGCAGCCCAGACUGAGGGUCUGGGAUGGGGUGAACCUUCCGCACCAGAGGGACACUCCACAGAAGCCACAGCCCAGCAAGUCAGGUGCUUCUGUGGUGGCUGCAGUGUGGAGUGAGGCAGUGAGGUUAGGCCCCGAGAGCUGGAGUUGGCUCAGAUGAAAACCUCUGUCAACAAAGAGGGGAUGAAUCACCCUUGGCCCAGCCUCCCCACAAAGCCUGACCCUGGGCAGGUGAGUGACGGGUGUGUCCUCAUAGAGUCUGUUGCUGCCUGGACACCUUUCUUUUGGGAGCUCAAAGCAAGUGAGCUCACCUACCUGCCACCACCCAGGACCAGUCUGCCCACUGCCUAAAUGAUGCCCGGCCAGCAGGACCUGGCCUGCAGAUCCCAGUGAGUCAUGGGCCUCAGCCCCCUCCAGCCCACUGGGGCUCUCACCUCCACAUAUGGGUAGAAGCUUUCCUGUCCCCUCUUCCUCCAGUAGCCCUCGGUGUCGAAGGUGAGCUUGUAGGUGCCUGCCUUCAUCUGGUCCGGCGUCAGGAGUCCAGGACAACGGCCAUCUGGGUCUGUGUAGCUGGGGAGAGGAUGAGGCUGCAGAGAUGGGGACCAGAAGCCCCCCACCCCAGCUUUCCUGGGUCUGCAUCCCAGUGGGCCUCAGACACUGCCCUGCCACCUGUCAGACUUGGGUGAGCAGACACAGUGAGGCUGUUAGGGCCUGCAGUUCCAGAGCAGUCUAGGGACACCACUGCCCUGUCUUUAGGAAAUCACAACACAGAGAAGCAAAAAGGGAAAAAGUCUCCCACAAUUUAUCCCAUGAGCAAUAACCACUUUAUAGCUGGCAUAUAUUUUCCAGAUUUUUCUCUAUGCAUAAGUAUAUUUGUUUACAAACUUAAAAUAACUCAUAAAGUGGAUUAUACUA